Messenger RNA from Prorocentrum cordatum, 3215 nucleotides. The record is from the annotation of a GenBank genome assembly. Lineage: Eukaryota; Dinophyceae; Prorocentrales; Prorocentraceae.
GAUGCUCCACGUGAAGACUGAGUGCCUGGACAGCUCGACAGCGCCCUCGUUGCAGUACGAUCCCGACUGCCUGAUGAUUGAGGGGGACGCUCUUGCGACGCCCGCUGGCCUUGUCAAGGCUGAGUAUGCAGAAGAUCUUCCCUCGGUAAGUGUAGCUGGCAGCACGGCAGCAGCAGGCGACGACAAUGUGCAGCUCGAGUCGGCUCCGCCUGCGCGGGCCACGGACGAUGCUGCCGAGGUCGACGUCAAGACUGACGAGAGGAAGGAGCAGGCACGCAACCAGUGCACGCGCAUGAUUGACAUGUUGGCCUUCGCAGGAGUGGCUGCCCCGAAGAUGACUGACAUGGCAACGCCAGUCGAUCGCGACCAGACGGGCGAGGGCGAUGUCGCUACCGAGGCUGGGGCAGAGGCUCAGGCCCAUGAUUCCAAGGUUAUCGAUGCUGUGGGCGCCCCUAUCAGCGAUUUGUCUCUCCUGGCGGCCUUGCCGUCGGGCCCAACGAUGGUCGCCGUCAGGCGCAUUCGUAAGACGAUUAACAACUACGUGGAGGACAUGCGGAGAGAUUCUUGGUUCAAUGAUUUCAAGCUUGGGGCUGUUUCUAGUGUCGGUAAGCGCCUCGACGCGCAUGCAGACAAGAUAUUGGGUAAGGCCACGUACGAAGUACAACUUGCAUACCUGCAGCUCCAGAUCAGGAUCAGAGCAGUUGUUUCCCUCUGGAAGGCGAUCAAGACGUGGCUGGAGUCGCAGAAUGAGACCUUAGUGAUCGAUACGCUUCCACACUUCUCCACGGUCCUUGGCUAUUUGGCGACGGUCGAGGUCCCUAUGUCUCAGACCCUCACGGCGGUGUUUCAAUAUGCUGUUUUCCAUGCGGAUUUCAAGAAAUGUGGCGUGGUAUCAGCUCCUAUCAAGCGUCUUGACACCGAACUCUUCGACAUUGCGCGCGCCAACACCAAUGACGAGGUUGGCGGUGCUGUUGACGAGGUUCAUGUUGCAUCGGAUGGCGAGGGGAAGCGGGAGGUCGCUGACGGCGAGCCCGCAGAGAAGGAUCGGGGGAGCAAGCCCAAGCAGUCGAAGAAGGCCAAGAAGGAUAACCCCGACAUCCACGCAGCGGUGCUCAUCGGUGCUAGCGCCGUCGACCACAUGGAGCACAUGAUCGUGGAAGCGAUGAAGGGGUUCAUGUACAAGCUGCCAAAGGACACGCUGACGGUGCCAGAGAAACGCUCGAGCUUCGUGACUGAGAUCCUCGACACAGUCCAGGCGUGGACCAACAUGAGCAUGCAGUUCGAGAACAUCGGCGACGCCCAGUCCGACUUUACGAAGGUGCUGACGGCCACCGGUGUCAUCGCGCAGUGCGUCAUCUCGGUGGACCAGUGCCGUCCGCCCUCGUCCGAAGUUCGAGCAGCGAGGAAGGUUGUGUUGGAUCACGUCAAGGGGGUUGUCAAUCCAACUACAGAGCAGGCGAGGAUCCUGAAGUCCUACACGGAUACCUUGGAGAGCGCGUUCGAUGACAUCGAGGUGUGGAGGGACACCAUGGCCAAGCUGAUCAACGACACGUCUGACUUCGCCCCCUUGGAGGACGUUUACACAGCCAUCGAUAAGCUCAUUGGCAGCGUGGUGCAUUGCCUCGGGAAAUGGUCAACGGCUGCGCUGCAUCAGAACUGCCUCACCGUUUGCUCUGAGAUGAAGAACUGCAAGAUCAUCAUCGACGUGGCGUUGUACAUGCAUCUGCAUUGCUUCUACGAUGGCAUCGCCAUUCACUUCGGCGAGUUGAACAACUACCUCGCCACCUUGAUCAAAGCUGGUGGCUUGGAUGGCCCCGUCGAGAGCUUCGAUGAGAAGAGUGCCAUCGAGAGCAAGGUUAAGCUUCAGAAGUUCAUGGGUGCAAUGAAAGUAUCAGCCGACAGAGUUUUAGAAGUCAACACUCACUGGGCACAGUGUCUUCGGAUGAUCGUGACGCGUGCAGGGCAGUUCGCCAUGAACCAGUUCGAUGAGGAUGAGAUGACCACCCUGAAGUUCGAUAUAUGUCACACGGCAACCACGUCGAGCAUCAAUGACAUGAUCAAGUACGCCGUCUACUGCAUCGACGUUGCCGUGAACGCCUUCGCGAAAGUGCAGCUUGCUCCGUCUUCCGAAGCGUUCAUCGAGUUCACGAGGCUGUCGACGCACCUGUCGGACAUCGAGAAGCUGAGCUGGGAGUGCAAGAGCUUCUGCUCCAUCGACGAGUUGCCCGCCAGCACCGUCAGGGCCUUCAUGCUGCUGAGGGAUGGGGCACACGUUCUCGAGACGUGCAAGCAGUCGUUCUUCACCCAGAAGCUCAAGGCCGCUGGGACCACGUUGCCGUUCUCCGUGGGCGACGUCCACGAGGCUGCGGUCCUCGCAGCACAGGACUACUCGACAGUUGUGCUCCUGACGCGUGGCCUUGAUGAUGUUGCUGUUUGUAUUCCAGACUGUUUGAAAGGUGAGCUGCCAGGCACGCUGGGGCUGGAUGUCUUCGCUACCGCUGGCCACAACGUUGCAUAUGAGGAUCUUCGGAAGUUCGUGGAGGCCAGCGGCGCGACGCACGUGAAAGUUGACGGCAUGACAAACGCAUCGACACCAGACGACGACAACGUUCCUGUGCACCACGCCCUUGCAUAUAUCUCAAUCGUGAACGCCAUGAAGGAUAUGGUCGGAUGCAUCGUCAAGGUGAAUGGCAUGUUGUCCAAGGCCAGCGGCUACAAUGAUGACAUUUCAGAGGGCGUGGUGGUCGGUCCGCUCGUGCAGCUGCUGAAGCUUGUCUCCGCUUGCCUCGUGCGGCUCGACUGCCAGCUGCACUCCAAGCCUGCUCUGGAGCUCGAGAAGGCUGGCUGGGUCACGCCCGUGGGGCUCAGCGGGGCCAAGCAGUGGGCUCUCUCGGUGGGCCACUUCAGCUUGAAGUGCCAGAAGCGGUUUCUCCAGAUCGUGGACAGUGGCAUCCUGAAGUACACCGACGCUUGCAGCAAGGAGUGUUUGGACUGGAAAGCGGCGUUCGACACCACUGGCAAGUUGAACUUGCCCCUGGCGACGAAGUUGUUCUACAACAAGCAGGGGAGGGUGGCUGCCUCCCACAACGCCCUGCACCAGAAGCUCGCCACCGUCAACGUCGCCGUCGCCGACGUGGGCAUCACGCCCAGCAUCCAGGAGCAUGACAUCACGUCUUCAUCGGUGGCGCUGGCUCUGGCUUGCUUGGUCACUCGGG